Trichomonas vaginalis G3 is the source of this 1932-nucleotide messenger RNA. Its product is annotated as ERAD pathway. Gene Ontology annotation, biological process: protein phosphorylation; ERAD pathway. Gene Ontology annotation, cellular component: endoplasmic reticulum membrane. The record is from RefSeq and is a predicted model, not a curated record. The transcript has a single exon. Gene Ontology annotation, molecular function: protein binding; ATP binding; protein kinase activity. Lineage: Eukaryota; Parabasalia; Trichomonadida; Trichomonadidae. The coding region runs from base 1 to 1932 and encodes 643 amino acids.
AUGGGAGGCGAUUUAUCAGUUGUUGGCGAGAAUCCUUCAACUCAACCAGCACCAUUAAUCAACUAUAUUCAACCUAUUGAAACUUAUGAUCCACGAGAAGUGAUAUUUGAUUCACCUCUUGGAAAUAUUACGCUAAUGAUCAACGAAAAUGAGAAUGAUUUUAAAUAUUUUGUUAAAACGUUAAAUAUAGAUCUAAGUCAAACUCAAAAUGCAUCAAGAUUUUUCAAGGAAGUUCAAAAUCUCUCGCUUUCAUAUUUCCCAACUAUUUUACCUUUCGCUGGCUUUACAAUUUCCAAUCCUCACAAUGGAAGAAAGCCUGCUGUAGCAUUUGAUCACUAUUCUGGGCAAAAACUCUCAGAAAUUUUAGAAUUAGAAACAAAAAAUCAAUCUCCAGAAACAUGGGACUUAACAAUGAAAAUCCGCACAUCUCUUGGUGUUGCCUUAGCUUUGAAUUACAUGCAUGGCUACCGUUGUCCUCACGGAAAUUUAAAUGCAGAUAAUGUAGUUUUCGGAGAUGAUUUCUGGCCAUAUCUUACUGACUUUUCUCUUAACAACUUCUACGACGAGAAUACAAUCAAAAAUUUAGUUCCUGGAGAAAAUCAUCCAAUUUGGAAAGCUCCAGAACUCGAAGGAGAGACAGCUAAGACACAGAAAGGCGAUGUAUACUCUUUCGGAAUGCUUGUUUUCCAAUUAUUCAUCGGAAAAACUCAAUUCGAUAUUAUUUCCAAUACUCCCGACAUUUACCAGAAACUUAAGAGCAGCACGAGACCAAAAAUACCAGAUAAUGUACCUCUCGAGAUCAAAAACAUCAUACAAUCAUGUUGGGCCCCAAAUCCAAAUGAUCGACCAACAAUGUCGAACGUCAUCAAACUUUUCGAAGAAUCCAUUGGCGCAAUACCGAACAUCAACCUCAGCUUACUCGAAAAAUUCCGUGAGCGCAUCAAAGCGGAGAAUUCCGACAUCUCAAAAGCGCACACCGCAUUAACUGUCGCACAAUCUGGCGAUGCAUCAGCGCAAAACAAUUUCGGAGUUAUGCUUUUGAAUGGCAAAGGUGUUCACAAGAAUCUUGGUGCCGCAGCGAGGUACUUCCAGUUAUCAGCGGACCAAGGAUCGAUGGAAGGAAUGCACAACAUUGGCUUUGCGUUAGAAAACGGCGCAGGAGUUAAAAAGAACUUGCCUUUGGCCAUUCUUUAUUACAAGGCAGCAGCAGACAAAGGAUCCAAAGCUGCACAGAACUCAUACGCUCAAUGUCUGAUGAAAGGAAAUGGAAUAGAAAAGAACAUCCUUGAAGCAGCGAAAUACUUCAGAAUGGCCGCACAACAAAACUCAGCUCCUGCUCAAUACAGGUUAGGUUAUUUGCAUGAAACAGGUGAAGGAGCAGCUAUGAACUAUAAUGAAGCAUUAAGAUACUACAAAGCUGCUUCUAUCCAGAAAUAUCCUCCUGCAAUGUAUAGAUUUGGUUUGAUGAUUUUGAAUGAAAAAGUGACAGGUCAAAAUGUUGCUGAAGCCAGGAAAUCUAUUAUGACAGCUGCACAAAUGGGACAUGCCAAAUCAUGCUGUCUUCAUGGAAGUGCUUGUAUAACAGGCGAUGGCGUAACAAAGAAUGUUGAUUUCGCAAGAAAAAUGUUUGAAAAGGCAAUUACAAAGAAAGAACCAGCUGGCUAUUUCGGAUUGAGUGUUUUGUGUUUGUUGGAUGGAAAGAUUGAGGAGGCAAGAAAGAAUAUGAGACUGUCUGCUUUAGGUGGUUAUUGUGAUGCAAUUAAAGUCUGGUUGAAUGUUUCUGAAGAUGAAGCAGAAAAACAAAAAUUAAAUGAAGAAUUACAAAAAAUUGGAGACAUAAAGGACUCUGUUGUACCAAUACCUUCUGUAUUUAAAGGCUCUAGUAUAACCCCUACAAUAGAAGGCGUUGCAAAUGCGCUAAAUGUUAAGUAA